Molecule: messenger RNA, 678 nt
Organism: Argiope bruennichi
Lineage: Eukaryota; Metazoa; Arthropoda; Arachnida; Araneae; Araneidae
Exons: 1
Coding region: 1-678 (225 amino acids)
Biological process (GO): proteolysis
Molecular function (GO): aspartic-type endopeptidase activity
Source: RefSeq, a predicted model, not a curated record
AUGGCGACUACUUGUUGCCAUGGUGAAAACGGUCGCCUUCUUGUUACCGACCAGCUUUCCGAAAGACAAUUUCUCAUCGAUACUGGUUCGGACUUCUAUGUGUUCCCACAAUCUCUCCUGCCUCAUCGAAAGCAAGAUUCGGAUUUCCAGCUGAACGCAGCCAACAACUCGACUAUUAAGACUUAUGGUUUUCUAACGCUGUCGUUAAAUCUAGGACUUCGUAGAUGUUUUUCCUGUCGCUUUGUCAUUGCUAAUGUUCCCUUGCCUGUAAUUGGAUCCGACUUUCUGGUUGACUUUGGUCUCUUGCCGGAUUGUAGAAACAAACUUCUUUUGGAUACGAUUAAGAACUUAUCCACAAAAGGACAUUCUACUAAUCGCCCUCCGAUGAACGUCAAGAUUAUUUCGGCUGAGUCUAUAACCUGCAACGACAUUUUGAGAGAGUUUCCAACACUCACACGUCCCGCUGGAAAUCUUCGCAAUUUUUGUCAUUCUACAGUUCAUCAUAUGCGAACUACACAAGGACCUCCUGUCUUUUGCCGGCCACAACGUCUUGCUCCGGAACGGUUGAAAAUUGCUAAGACUGAAUUCGAGGCAAUGGUAGUGGAAGGAACUUCUAAACAUGGCGAAGGACCAUGGGCGUCUCCCCUUCAUCUCAUGUCUAAAAAGUCAGGAGGCUGA